AAAGAAUGCUAGUAAGAAUAACGUACUUUUUUGUGGUCUGCCAGUCAGAAUGAUAAAACUGUUUGCAUGUGUUCUCAACAAGAGACCAUAUUGAGAACCUUCUAUCUUUCAUCUGCCAUGCCUGUUCAUGGAGCUUCUUCCAGUGAAAUUCGUGAUGCUUUGAAAGAUGAACAUCUUCAGAAACUUAUCUGUGAUAUUGAUAAGUCCCCGGAUCCAAUUAAUGAACUUGACAAAGCUAUGGGAACAGAUGUAUUCUGCAUAUUUACAAAUAAGAACAAUGAGCAGACAAAGCAAUAUGUUCACUUGCUGAACUCAACCCUCACAGCAACGGAAAGGACAAUGUGCUGCAUUCUCGAAAAUUAUCAAAAAGAAGAUGGUGUUGAAAUUCCAGAAGCUUUACGUCCAUUCAUGGGUGGGAAAACCUUUCUGCCUUUCAAGACCAAACCAGCUGCUGAGGCCAAAGGGAAGAAAUCCAAGGCCUAAAUUUGUAUUUUUGAGAAAUCUUUGAUAACACUCGGAAGAAGUGAAGGUCUAGUUUAUAUUCAAACUAAUUUUACCCAACAUACGGUUAUGUUUGCUUUUGAACGAAUUGCCAAAGAGAUUGGGAAACUUUAAUUAUCCUAUUGUCAUGAAUUUUUGCAUAAUUUUGAUACUUCAGUAACUUCACUGUUCGCCUAGAUUCUUUGGUGUUAUGAGAUUUGAUAUUUUUCUCUUCUAUCAGUUAAAUAUACAUGUUUGCUUAUA
Rubroshorea leprosula is the source of this 744-nucleotide messenger RNA. The record is from the annotation of a GenBank genome assembly. NCBI's taxonomy places the organism in Eukaryota, Viridiplantae, Streptophyta, Magnoliopsida, Malvales, Dipterocarpaceae.